Dendroctonus ponderosae (mountain pine beetle) is the source of this 631-nucleotide messenger RNA. Its product is annotated as mitochondrial import inner membrane translocase subunit Tim10 B. The record is from RefSeq and is a predicted model, not a curated record. Gene Ontology annotation, cellular component: mitochondrial intermembrane space chaperone complex. The transcript is spliced from 2 exons. NCBI's taxonomy places the organism in Eukaryota, Metazoa, Arthropoda, Insecta, Coleoptera, Curculionidae. The coding region runs from base 231 to 515 and encodes 94 amino acids.
GACAGCGAAAUGCACAAAAUAUUCCCAGGGGGGAUGUUCUGUGGCGAAAUGGAUAAAGAUGGUCAAAAAAGAUAUGUGCCCUUUAAAUAAGUGGCUCAUUUUUGUCUAAUUUUAUUUAUUUUGUCUGGUCUCCACCUUUUACUACUCUUUGACAGUGCUCUCAGAGAUAAGAUCUGGACCUGUGUUGAACAACUGUAGGUAGAGGUUAGCAGCCUUUCUAACCAAGGAAAAUGGACCCCGGAGCAGUAAGAAACUUUAAAGACUUUUUGCAACUCUACAAUGAAAUGACUGAAAUGUGCUUCCAAAGGUGUGUUGUGAAUAUACAUGUAAGAAAACUGGAUGCUGAAGAAACAACCUGUGUGGACGGCUGUGUCCAAAAAUUCAUCACAUACAACAAUAAGCUGAUGCAAAACUUUGUUAGGGCUCAAAGUGUGCUACUGAACAAGAGAAUAGCAGAGGCUGAACAACAGCAAAUAUCAACCGAAUUACAAUCAAAAGAACUAGACACAUUAUAACCCAAAGGUAUACUAAUAAGUUGUUCUAUGGUAUACUAACAGCUCAAUGAUUGUCGCACUAGAGCGAAGCUGUACUAGGUUUUAGCACUAUUUAUUAGACACAUACAAAAAAGAAA